Molecule: messenger RNA, 1539 nt
Organism: Erigeron canadensis
Lineage: Eukaryota; Viridiplantae; Streptophyta; Magnoliopsida; Asterales; Asteraceae
Product: scarecrow-like protein 18
Exons: 2
Coding region: 1-1539 (512 amino acids)
Biological process (GO): regulation of DNA-templated transcription
Cellular component (GO): nucleus
Molecular function (GO): sequence-specific DNA binding; DNA-binding transcription factor activity
Source: RefSeq, a predicted model, not a curated record
AUGACCCAUUUUCCACCACCCGAAAUAUCUACUUCUGGCCAUGAACAACAACUCCCUACAUUGGAAGACAAGUCGUCGGUUUUGGUAAAAGCUCAACAGUUUGAAUAUCAUCAUGAUAUAAAUACAAGUUCAAAGCCUUUGUAUCCGGAGCGGUGUCAUGACCUCUUGAGUAGUUACCAAAGGAAAAUUAAGCGCAUGAAAAAUAUGGCUAUUAUGAUUGAUGAAGAGGAUAUUGAAACAGAAAGUGAUGGAAAACUGUCAACAGUUGACAUAAUUGAAUUGGCAGCUGAAAAGUUUAUAAAGUUUUCGACACAAAAGGUUAAUAAUAAUGGGUUCAUGACAAUGUUCACAAAUCCGUAUGGAUCAUCACCGUUUAGUAGCUUAUCCAUAGAUGAUAAUAGAGAAGUGGAGCUAGUUUUCCAGCUUUUGACUGCUGCUGAGAGAGUUGACCGAAAACAAUUUGAGACCGCUAGGAAGUUUUUGGUACGGUGUGGAUGUGUGGCGUCUGUUGAUGGCACUCCGGUGGAACGGUUGGUUUUUCAUUUAUGUGAAGCAUUGCAGAAAAGGAUUGGUAAAGAAACAGGAUUAAUGCCGGUUCCUACGAAGCUAAACAAACCUGGUGUAAAGAAAGCAAAUCCUAUGCCUAUGCGGACUAAUUCGACAUUCCUGGCAGUCCACCAAUCUCUUCCAUUCACUCAAGUGAUGCAAUUUGCUGGCAUUCAAGCAAUCAUUGAUCAAGUCGGGACGUCAAGAAAGAUCCAUCUAAUUGACAUCCACAUACAGAGCGGCGUUCAUUGGACUCCUCUGAUGCAAGCAUUUUCUGAAAAGAAUUCCCAAAUCAAACUACUAAAAUUAACGGCCUUUGCAACAUUGUCAGACAUCCAAAAAGUGGGUGAAACUGGCAAAAGAUUGGAGAGUUUUGCUGCAACUUUGAGCUUACCCUUUGUGUUUAAAAUUCUAAUGUUGUCUGACAUAAGCAAUGUGGAAGAACAACAAUUUGAGGUUCAGGAUGGUGAAACCGUUGCGGUAUAUUGUCAAAUGAUACUUAGAAGAAUGAUUUGGAGACCCCAAAGAUUAGAAAACUUGAUGAGAGCAAUCAAAACGAUCAAUCCUUCAAUAAUUGUCGUGACUGAGAUUGAAGCAAACCAUAAUUCACCGUCGUUUGUGAAACGCUUUACUGAGACAUUAUUCUUUUACGGUGCUAUCUUUGAUUGUUUGGAAGCAUGUAUGAGCCGAGACAAUGCUCAUAGGGCUACGGUGGAAAGUAAUCAUCUUGCAGACGGGAUGCAAAACAUAGUGGCUUGUGAGGGAGCCGAGCGGAAUACUAGGAACGUAAGCAUAGAUACGUGGAGGUCGUUUUUCGUGAGAUUUGGGAUGGUGGAGAUGGAUUUAAGUGAUUCAUGUGUGUAUCAAGCUAACCUUGUGUUGCAACAAUUUUCAUGUGGAAGUUGUUGUACACUUGAGAAUAAUGGCAAGGGUUUGAUAGUUGGAUGGAAAGGAACUCCUGUGCAUUCUCUUUCAACUUGGAAGUUCAUUUAG